Molecule: messenger RNA, 1417 nt
Organism: Orbicella faveolata
Lineage: Eukaryota; Metazoa; Cnidaria; Anthozoa; Scleractinia; Merulinidae
Product: cyclic GMP-AMP synthase-like receptor 3 pseudogene
Source: RefSeq, a predicted model, not a curated record
GACAUCAAUACAUUUAUUACUUAGGAUCUUUUUGCUUUGGAUUGACUAAUUUUCACGAUUUCGCGAUUUCACGCCUUGCAAAAAUCAGAUAAUGGCACAAGCACAGGCCACCAGAGGAGAUUCGUUAACGAGGGAGCUUCGUAAUUAUUCCGUAAAGUACGUGAAGAUUUCCGAGGAUGAGACGUCUGACAGUAGAAGGCUGGUGAAAGAUUAUAUUGAAGACCAGGUCAUGAAGUACUGUCGGCAGUAUUCCACACUUCCAAUCUUGAGGCUGGAGUACACAGGGAGCGUGUAUGAGAGGCUUAAAACGGAAGCUGCCGAUGAAGUCGACGUCAUGGUAGUGCUGCAGACGACUAAGUCAGAAGUUGUACUCGAAGGCUGCGGAGUACCUGGUUAUGCCCGGCUCGAGGCAAGAAGUGACUCAAAGUUUCGCACCCGUGAUUAUGUAAGCGCGGAGGGCUACAUAAAUGCUGAACGCCUUCGAAAUGGCUGGUUCUACAGUCUUGUUGUCCAAGCAGUCAAUAAUUUCAGAGCUUCUAAUGUAAACAUGGUUGUGCGAACCCAUGGCCCAGCAGUUCAGCUUGAUAUCGUCAGAAAGGGAACAAACCAGAAGUUACUAUCAGCAGAUCUUGUUCCUUGCUUUCAGGUGGGGCCAGACAUGAGCUACUAUGUGGCCAAGCCGUAUACAGGGCGCAGACCAGUUUCCAAUCGAGAUCUUCUUUGGAGACAGUCGUUUUCAUUGAAGGAAAAAGGAAUCCUGGAGUACAUGGAUAGAGAUCAUGGCUGUAGGCACGAGCUCCUCAGAAUCGUGAAGACGAUUGUAAAGAGGAAUCCAACGUACUUCGGGAGUCUGGAGUCAUACCACUUGAAGACGGCCUUUAUGCAUUACAUGAAGAGAGAGGCCCAGGGUUGGAGUAGCGGGAACGCAUUGGAGAAACAUUUCCUUGGUUUUCUCAGGGCGUUGCAGAGCUAUUUGGAGAUGAGUAAUCUUCCUCAUUAUUGGCUGCCCGGCGUAAAUCUUCUGGAAGACAUCAACCCAGUGGUAACCAGAAACAUGGCGGACCGUCUAAAGAGAAUUCUGAACAGCGACGCGGAAAUGAAUAAAAUUCUUGCAUGAAUCGGAUUGAAUAGAUUUGGUUACACUCGAGAUCUGAAUUACAUUAGCAGUGUAUUAACAGUUUAAUCGUAUAGCUUGCUGUGACAUUAAGACAAAAGUCUCUAGACUAAGAAAUAUAGUGAAGGACGUCACCUAUCUAGGUCAAGCAUGAUUAAUUCGAAAGCUUUGUGUUGCUUGAACCACUGGGAAAUAAUCUCAAAAUCGAAUCGAUCACAAAAUUAGCAUGGAGUUAAUUACUUGCUAUUUAUUUCCAGAGAGUGUAAAAAAGCUUUGUAAGAUUAAAAGUGCAGAAUUGCAGAA